UGAGUCGAUUUCCAUAGUAUUGAUAUCAUCAAAACCAUCGCCUUCAAUCCGAACAGAUUGCCUUCAAUCCAACCUAGAACAGAAGCGUUUGUUGCCGCCGGGAAUUAGUUUCAACUAUGAAGUUGAACGUUAACGUGUUAAGAUAUCUUUCAAAAGAUGAUUUCAGGGUUCUUACCGCCGUCGAGAUGGGGAUGAGGAAUCAUGAAAUUGUGCCAUCGGAACUUAUCUCCCGCAUUGCUGCUCUCAAGCAUGGGGGUACUUACAAGGUUUUGAAGAAUUUGCUCAAGCAUAAGUUGUUACAUCAUGACUCUAGCAAAUAUGAUGGUUUUCGGCUUACUUACCUGGGUUAUGAUUUUCUUGCAAUUAAGACAUUGGUUAAUCGAGGAGUUAUUUCCUCUGUUGGGCGUCAAAUUGGUGUUGGCAAAGAGUCGGAUAUCUUUGAGGUUGCCACGGAAGAUGGAACAGUCCUUGCAAUGAAGCUUCAUCGAUUGGGAAGAGUCUCUUUUAGGGCUGUCAAAUCCAAACGUGAUUACUUGAGGCACAGGAGUAGUUUCAAUUGGCUUUACUUAUCUAGGCUUGCUGCUCUGAAAGAAUUUGCUUUUAUGAAGGCUUUAGAGGAACAUGGUUUCCCUGUCCCAAAUGCUAUAGAUUGCAAUCGACAUUGUGUGAUUAUGUCACUUGUUCAAGGCUACCCACUUGUGCAGGUCAAGGAAUUGCAAAAUCAUGAUGUAGUUUUUGAAACCAUCAUUGGUCUUGUUAUUCGGCUGGCUGAGCAUGGCCUUAUUCACUGUGAUUUCAACGAAUUCAACAUAAUGAUUGACGAUGAGGAGAAUCUUACCAUGAUUGAUUUCCCACAAAUGGUUUCAGUGUCGCAUCGCAAUGCACAGAUGUACUUUGAUCGUGAUGUAGAAUGCAUCUUCAAGUUUUUUAGAAAAAGGUUCAACAUGUCAUAUACAGAAGUUGCUUCAGGAUCUGAUUCGGAUGUUGAUGAAGAUGAAGUCAACAGGCCACAAUUUUCAUCAAUUCAAAAAACUUCUGGCUUCCUGGACAGAGAACUUGCAGCCAGUGGAUUUAGCAGAAAGGAUCAGGAGGAGAUUGAGAAGGCUCAGGAGAUUGGCGUUGAAAAGGAUCCUGAGGACGAUGACAGCUCAGAUGAUGAAGAAACUGCUAUUGAACCAUCUAAUGAAAUCAUCAACAUCCCUCGGGAGAUUGACCUAGAUUUAGGUGAUGAAAGAAGAGAAGAUAAAGAGGAGACAUCAAACGACAUGAUUACUUCAAGUUUGGUCGAUCAGCUUCAUCAUACUUCUUUAAAUGAUCAAAGUGAGUUGGAGAAGAAGAUCAAUACAGAUGAGGCUGAGGAGGAAGGAAACGAAGAAAUCGAGGAGGAUAGUGCUGAGUUGACAAAAAGUCUAAAUAAGCAAAGACGAAGGGCCAUAGUAUCAGCACAUCGAGGACAAAAGAAUUGUCACUCUCGAAACUCUUACAAGGACAAAGGUGCCAAGUCCUCUAACAAUACCAAGCUCCAGAAUCAACUGAAAGACUGGUGAAGACUUCAUAUUGUCAACACAACUUGUGCCCCAUUGCAUGCAUUUUUUAUUACAGUAACUUUUAUUAGAAUGAUGAGUUAUUAGGUCAAAACUAUGCUCACAUUUUUCAUUCUUCUUUUAUAAUUUGUUAUGUGUGGUUUUGAACCU
Molecule: messenger RNA, 1694 nt
Organism: Impatiens glandulifera
Lineage: Eukaryota; Viridiplantae; Streptophyta; Magnoliopsida; Ericales; Balsaminaceae
Product: serine/threonine-protein kinase rio2
Exons: 13
Coding region: 117-1547 (476 amino acids)
Biological process (GO): maturation of SSU-rRNA; protein phosphorylation
Cellular component (GO): preribosome, small subunit precursor; cytosol; nucleus
Molecular function (GO): protein serine/threonine kinase activity; ATP binding
Source: RefSeq, a predicted model, not a curated record